AUGGCAUUUUUGAAGCAAAAGCCUCAACAAAUCUACAACGCAUUCCCUGGUUUCGUGGGGACUUAUUUCAAGAAAAAGAGGUCCCUUUCAUCCCGCUUAGUUGAAGAGCUCUACGAAGGCUUCGAAUACUUUGUGAUGGAUCUUGCACGCUUUCUUGUUGUGGUGUUGAAGCUGGCGUCCACCGGUAUCAAGGUCCUGGUCACAGCGGCUGUGAUAAUUGUUCCACUAUACAAAUCCGGUAUUUUACACGCAUGCUGGUCUCUUUGCACAUCCAUAGUUGCUUAUUUCACGACUGGAUGGGGCUCUCUUGGCACAGAUUUGAAGUCGGAUGCGCCUAGCGGCCCUUCCAGGCGAAGCUAUUUCAGUAUUGGUCCGAAGAAUGGGGGCCAGGAUGGUGACUCUGAGGUUUCGAGCUCUGGUGGGUUGCAGAGCCAGAAGUACAUUAUGUCUCUGCCCUAUACUCCGUGGACAGAAGAGGUAGCGAUCGUGUCGAAUGCCAAUGGUCACUAA
Molecule: messenger RNA, 510 nt
Organism: Penicillium chermesinum
Lineage: Eukaryota; Fungi; Ascomycota; Eurotiomycetes; Eurotiales; Aspergillaceae
Exons: 1
Coding region: 1-510 (169 amino acids)
Source: RefSeq, a predicted model, not a curated record